Messenger RNA from Penicillium chermesinum, 1710 nucleotides. Its product is annotated as regulatory protein alcR. The transcript has a single exon. Bases 1 to 1710 code for a protein of 569 amino acids. NCBI's taxonomy places the organism in Eukaryota, Fungi, Ascomycota, Eurotiomycetes, Eurotiales, Aspergillaceae. The record is from RefSeq and is a predicted model, not a curated record.
AUGGAAAAUGCCCUCUCAUGCUGGUUGACCGAGCGUAAUUGUCCUUACAGCAAUGGGGUCGAUGCGGCCAGCAGGCUCGAAUGGGGCCCAGAUUGGUCAAAUCGGAUAUGCGCUCGGGUUUGUCGACUCGACCAAGCGACUGCAGCAGUCCGAGAAGUGGGCCUGAGUGCUGCAGAAGACAAAGCUGCGGCUCGCGCUCUGCAUCUUUCGAUCAUGGCGUUUGCCCUGCAGUGGUCACAGAAUUUGGACACGAAUGAUGACACAUGUGCUACCACAGCACCGAUGGCACAGAAUGAACGCUCCAUGCGAAGAGAGGUCUGGAACCAAGCGCGGCAUGCUCUGCAGUGCCUGAGCGGAAUGAAGUCAUUCAGAAUUGUGUUUGCGAACAUCAUAUUUUCUCUAACACAGCGCCCGUUGGACUGCGAGAAAGAGGUUGGAUUGGAAGAGGUCCUUCAAGCGGGCGAUACCACUAUAUUCUUGGAGGCGGCUCUCAGACAACUCCAUUCUUAUCGUUAUCAAUUUUCACUAUCAAGAGGAAGAAACCAGAAACAGUCCCUGGCGUGUACGCCUGAAAAGGCGAGGGCAGCGCCCUUCGAAAAUGACACGAGUGGCAAUCCAGAAGCCAGCUUGAUUCUAGCUAACUCUGGACAUCGUGACACACUUAAUCUCCUUUUCUGGCUCGGGCUCAUGUUCGAUACCCAAACCGCAGCCAUGCACCAGCGUCCUCCAGUUGUUUCUGAUGAGGAUAGCGAGGUCUCAUUAGUCCAGUCUCUGCGGAGCUUACCAGACGGGGCCCAGAGACCACUGGACUUGGACGGCUGGAACAUGCCAUCAACAAGAAACAGCGGUAAUCACCCCACUGACCUCUGGGGGGACUACAUCCUGCACAAAAGCCCCAACCGCUGCGAUUCUCAUAAGGAGCCCAGGCGCUGGCCAUGCUCUUACGAGGAAGCUGCCACUAUACUGUCGGAUGGAGCGCCUGUAAAAGUACUGCUCUAUCGCCGAGUAACCCAGCUCCAGACACUUGUAUACCGGGGUGCCUUUCCCGAGCGUCUCGAAGAAGGCAUUCGUAAAGCUGUGCUUGUGUACCGUCACUGGCACACCACCUACGAUCGUUUCAUUCGCGACUGCAUCGCCAACCAUAUCACCCUCCCGCCCCGCAUCCAGUCAUGGUAUGUGAUCCUCGCAGCACAUUGGCAUCUGGGUGCCAUGCUGUUAGCUGAUGUGAUUGAAACCAUCGACCAAAGGCAAACCAGCUCAGCUGCCGAGCGGGAGGCUCGCGAGGCCGUGGGCUUUGUGGCUACGCUGAGGAGAGACAAUGCAGUCGCUGUUGCCUCGCUGGCUCAAUGCUCCUUAUAUGAGCAAGGUAAAUCGGUUCAGCCUCGCCAGUUCCAUGACUCGCUUGCUGAGGCGGCAUUCCUCACUGAACCCUUUACAGUCCUUCUCAUCAACACUUUUGUGCGAGCAGGGUGUAUCUUCCUCGACCUGAUUUCAAGCUUUUCUUGCUCAAAUUACGGGACGGAGGACGUGAGCCUUGCGAGAUUACAAGAACACUGUUCCUUUUGUGUACGCGCGUUGAUGUGUCUGGGGCGGAAGUCCGAUUUGGCUUCCUUGGUUGGUCGCACCUUGGCCGCAAGCCUAAGCUUUCACAGUGGAGAAAUCUUUUCUGGCGGUGGGACUGCUGCGUUCGUCUCCUCUGAAAUCGAUUAG